AACUUGUUUAUAUUGGCUUCAAGUGGGAAAGAUGCGCGCGUUUGUGCGCAAAAGCCCACCGGAAAGGAGAGCGCAUGAUUUCAGCUGCUACUUCUGACAGUCUGUGGGAUUGCCCUGCGUUUCUUUUCUGUAGAAUCUAAAUAUAAGCCGGUGACAAAUAGUCCAAAUACAGUAGCAACCCAACUGUGAUGUGGGGGUGGUGCUGAGAGAACAGCUCCGUCUCCAAAAGCCCCCCCCCGCCCCUCCGUUGGAUCCGGAGUGCGUCAGGAGAAGGUCGCAGAAGAGUCUCAGCUCCCCACCUGCACAUAGAGCAUUUCUCCCUUUUCUUAUCAUGAAGAGACAAAACGCCAGGACUCUCGCCCUCAUCAUCAGCAUCCUCACCUACCUGGUGGUCGGGGCGGCCGUCUUCGAGACUCUGGAGUCCAAGCAGGAGAAGAGUCACAAGAGGAAGCUCGACGCCAGAAAGUACGAACUCAUGCGCAAAUACAACUUGACCAAAGAGAACUUCGAGGAGCUGGAGCACGUCGUCUUACAGCUCAAACCUCACAAAGCAGGAAUCCAGUGGAAAUUCUCUGGGUCCUUUUACUUCGCCAUCACUGUGAUUACGACAAUAGGUUACGGCCAUGCAGCACCCAGCACCGACUCAGGGAAAGUCUUCUGCAUGUUCUACGCCCUCCUGGGGAUCCCGCUCACCCUGGUCAUGUUCCAGAGCCUGGGUGAGCGGAUCAACACGUUCGUCCGGUACCUGCUGCACCAAGCCAAGAAGUGCCUGGGAAUGCGUCACGCCGAGGUCUCCAUGGCAAACAUGGUGACGGUGGGCUUCUUCUCUUGCAUGAGCACGCUGUGCGUGGGGGCCAUGGCGUUCUCCCACUGUGAGGGAUGGAGCUUCCUCCACGCCUUUUAUUACUGCUUCAUCACGCUCACCACCAUCGGGUUCGGAGACUACGUGGCUCUGCAGAGGGACGACGCGCUGCAGAACGACCCCCGUUAUGUGGCUUUCUGCUUCGUCUACAUUCUGACGGGCCUGACGGUGGUCGGAGCCUUCCUGAACCUGGUGGUGCUUCGCUUCCUGACCAUGAACACCGAGGACGAGCGAAGGGACGCCAAGCAGAGGGCCCUGACGUCCGUCGGCAAGCCCAGAGGAGAGGUGGCUCAUCUGCUACCAAUCUCAGCCUCGACCUCUUCCACACCUGUAGCAGACGACUCUACAAAGGCGAAAGAUUUAAAAGGUGUCUACACUGAGGUACUGCAUUUCCAGACUAUAUGCUCCUGCUUGUGGUACAGAAGCAAGGAGAAGCUGCGGGGCUCCAUACCCACCAUGAUCCCUCAGGAGCUCACCUUCUCGGAUGCCUACAUGCAACAGAACAGCAACUGUCCUCACUACGUGGAGCCCGGGUCCACAGGCUGCGUUUGCAGUCCACAUCAGUGUUCGAGCAUAAGCUCCAUAACAUCGGGCCUACACAUUCUCUCUCCAUUCAGGGUGUUUAAGAGACGCAGCUCCGUCUAGCCUUUCAAUACAGCAAAUUUUAGUACAGCCCAGUGCGUCUGUACUUCCAAGCGGACAACAGAUACUUGGCAGUCUUCACAGCAAAAGAUAUGACUGCAAGUACAGAAGGUGUUUGUGGUGCUAGAAUCCCAGUAAACAGUGAGACACGGAAAAGGGAAAAAGCACAUAGAAUACUGUAAACAGCAAAGUCUUACUCAAAUAUUUGUUUGAGAAAGUGCCGCAAGCAAGAUUUGACUUGAGGUCUUAACAGUAGGAAGUCAUCUUGGCCUCAUGUACUGCACGCUGCAGUACAUGAGGCGUACAGUGCACACAACUGGUAGGUGACAGCAGAGCGGCAGAACAGGUUCACGUCGAGUCAGUUGAGCAACGGCACAAUGAUAUGGCAAGAUGAAAAAAAA
Molecule: messenger RNA, 1905 nt
Organism: Sander lucioperca (pikeperch)
Lineage: Eukaryota; Metazoa; Chordata; Actinopteri; Perciformes; Percidae
Gene: kcnk3b
Product: potassium channel, subfamily K, member 3b
Exons: 2
Coding region: 332-1507 (391 amino acids)
Biological process (GO): stabilization of membrane potential; potassium ion transmembrane transport
Cellular component (GO): membrane
Molecular function (GO): open rectifier potassium channel activity; potassium ion leak channel activity
Source: RefSeq, a predicted model, not a curated record